Molecule: messenger RNA, 573 nt
Organism: Adineta steineri
Lineage: Eukaryota; Metazoa; Rotifera; Eurotatoria; Adinetida; Adinetidae
Source: the annotation of a GenBank genome assembly
AUGGAAAAUUUUACAAUGUAUGAUGAAUGUAAUGAAAAUUUUGAUCCAUUAUUUUCGGACGAUAUGUUUAAUAUUAGUUCGGAUGAUUUUUCUAUGGAUGAUGAUUCUGAUAUAAUUUUAACUUCUAUUAAAGAUUGGUUUAAAUUAUCACCCACAACUGAUCCAGAUGAUAUUAUUGAUACGUAUUCUGACGAGAUACCACUCAAUAGAAAAGAAUGGUUGAUACAAGAUUCGCCAUCACAACGUUAUAGAGCUCCACGUCUUUUUGAAUUUCUAAUUCUUCUUCUAAGAAAAUCACAUUAUGAAUCUUAUGCAUCAUUUACCGAUCGAUCUAAAGGUAUUUUUCAAGUCCAUCGACCUGAUAAAAUUGCUGAACUAUGGCAAGCUGUAAAAAGUCGACAAUCACAACAAAAAAUGACCUAUGAUAAAUUUGCAAGAGCUAUAAGAUGGUAUUACAAGUCGAAUUUAAUGCAAAAAACGAAUACUCGAUAUACAUUUCAAUUUUCAUCGAAAACAUUAGAAAAAUAUUUCAUUGAUGAAAAUAACAAUUCGUCGGCGAAUUUACUAUUAUAA